GCCGAGCCCCCGCCCCCAGCCCGCCCCGCUUGGCUAAUUCGCCCGGGCAGGCUCGGGGCGCUGCGUGAGCGGCUGCGGGGAUCGGGCGAAGACCGCAGCUGGUUUCCUGUUUUGCUUCUGGAAGAUCUUGCUAACGGUCCACUCUUGAUUGCAUUGCUCCCUGUACAACCCCUCUGAUGGCUCCUGCUGCUCUGGCCCCCAGCAAGGGAGGCACGGCUUGCAUGGCCUGGACCAAGGCUUCCUCAUCCCUGUCCUUUGCCCUUCUCUGCUCUAGAACCGUGCACUCCAAUGAGAGAACCAAUCCCAGAGCUUGAAAGGUAAUCUGGGGCUCUCAUCAUGUUUGCCAAAGCAACAAGGAAUUUUCUUAAAGAAGUUGAUUCUGGAGGUGACCUGAUUCCAGUAUCAACCUUGAAUGACUCUGAUAAAUUACAGCUUCUAGGUCUGGUGACCAAAAAAAAGAGACUCUGGUGCUGGCAGAGACCCAAGUACCAGUUUUUAUCUGUCACCCUUGGAGAUGUGCUUACAGGAGACCAGUUUCGGAGUCCAGCGGUUGUGGAGUCGGACUUUGUGAAAUAUGAGGGCAAGUUUCAAAACCAGCUGAGUGGGUCCAUCGAGACGGCACUAGGGAAGGUCAAGCUGAGUAUUGGAGGCAAAGGCCUUGUGGAAAGGCAGUCUUCAUUUGGAACCCUGAGGAAGCAGGAGGUGGAUUUGCAGCAGCUCAUGAGAGAUUCCACUCAUAGAGCAAUAAAUCUGGGAAAUCCUGUGCUGCAGCAGGUGCUGGAGAGGAAGAAUGAAGUCCUGUGCGUCCUGACACAGAAGAUAGUGACCACGCAGCAGUGUGUGAUCUGGGAGCACGUUCAGGUGGAGGAGCAGUGCGGCGGCAUGGUGGGGAUCCAAACAAAGGUGGUGCAGGUGUCAGCAAAGGAGGAUGGGAGUGUCAUCAAGGACACCAACGUGGUGCUGGAGAUCCCGGCUCCCACCACCAUAGCCUACGGCGUCAUCGAAUUGUACGUGAAACUGGAUGGCCAGUUUGAAUUCUGCCUCCUACAAGGGAAGCAUGGUGGCUUUGAGAUUCACAGAAGUGACUAUGUCUUCCUGGACCUUCCGUCCUUUGAAGAGUUUCCAUUUUGGGAAAUGCCAGAUUCUGGACCAGGACCAUCUGCCCUGGAUUGGCCGCUGAAUGUUUUAAAACAAGGGACUCUGCUCUUGGAGAGGGAUUUCCAUCUGUUUUUGGAGCUGCCAGAACAGCAACAGACAGCACUCAGUGACACCCUCCAGGCGGUCCUGUUCGAUGAAGAAUUGCUUGUGGUCCUGGAACAAGUGUGUGAGGACAUAUUAAGUGGCCUGUCACUCCCAAUGGCAAUACUGGGGAAGCUGAAGCCCCCACAGCAGCAGGACCUCAUGGCUUUCCUGUGUCUGGUGGGGUACAGAAUGCAGGGCAAGUGUCCAGGCCCAGAGGAUGCAAUCAGCAACCAGGAGCUCUUUUCUACAGCCUACUUCUUGGUCAGUGCACUAGCAGAAAUGCCAGACAAUGCAGCGGUUCUGCUGGGUGUUUGCUGUAAACUCCAGAUUAUUCCUGCGCUGUGUCACUUGUUUCAUGGUCUCUCGGCUGAUGGAGUAUCUGAUCUUAAAAACCCAAUCUUGGCUCCUCUGAAGGAUCUAGAAAGGUUUGGUGUCGCACAGCGUUUGUUUGCCACAGUCAACGUGAACCUGGAGAGACUGCCGUCAUCCAUAAAAGUUGUCACCGAGGAGGACCCCAACACUGUCCCACGAAUUCUUUAUAUAAGCCUCAGUGGGCUCUGUGCUUUACGCAGAGCACAUUAAUAACAUGUGAAUUAGAAGUACAAGACCAUCAAAGUUAAGAUACUACUGAGUUUAGCUACCAAGAGGCCCAGUAUCUAAGGUAACUCCAGCACCCACAGGGUUGAGAACUCUAAGCUGGUGUUUAGUUAAAACCCUCUUCUACAGCGAGAUAGGUCCAUCUAUCACUUUCUUUCAUAAAGACAGCUGAGUCUAUAGAACAUGUGCUGAUUGAGGAAAUGAACUGUAAAUACCACUACAGUAUACAUAUUCCUCUGCUGAAUAAAAUUAAAAUGAUCUCAUAGCAGGACACCCUUCCUUAGGGGUCUAGCUAUAUACAUUUCAUUUUUGUCAUGCUUUGACUAACAUACCAAUUCUAGGUCUAGAACAAUGCUGAUUUCCUAUGCAUUCUGGAUGUUUGAUUUGUAAAAUACUACAUAUUUUAAUUCUGUCUUGACAUUCUUCUAUAAAAAUGCAUGGAAUGUCUCUUUAGUGCCCCUGAUUCCAUUGCUAAUAUCCACUGGGGACCUGAAAUCCCUUCUUUCCCUUAGUAAAAAGUAGCUAGGACCUCCUGCCAGAGGUCUGACUUUAGGAGCAGGGAGGAUUAGAAGUCGCAGUUGUUGAAGAGAAACAUGUUACCCAGCAUGCAUAUAUAUAUAUAUAUAUAUAUAUAUAUAACCUUGUCAUCUACUUGAAUGUUAAAAUGGAAGAGAUGAAGCAAACAACGCUUUCAUUGCUUCAGUCAAAAAUGAGACUAAAUCUUAGGACGCAUGAGGAAAAAAAUUGCACAUUGUGUGGCAACAACAAAAAAAGCACCGUAGCUACAGCUGUGGCACUAUACAUUGCCUUUCUGGCUUUCUGAAAUAAACUUUUAUAAACAACAAACUGAGGACAGAUUGUGUAAGAAGAAUCUACUUGUAUAAAAAAUAGAUACACAUGUACCACAGUGCAACGGGAGCUUCCUUUAAGAGUCCACAAGAAGCGGCACCUGAGUGGCUCAGUCAGUUAAGCAUCUGACAUCGGCUCAGGUCAUGAUCUCCCGGUUCGUGAGUUCAAGCCCCACGUUGGGCUCUGGGCUGACAGCUCAGAGUCAAGAGCAUGCUUCGGAUUCUGUCUCCCACUGCCUGUCCCUCCGCCAUUUGCACUGUGCCUUUCCAUUGUCUCAAAAAUAAACAUUAAAAAAGCCCACAA
Molecule: messenger RNA, 2991 nt
Organism: Herpailurus yagouaroundi (jaguarundi)
Lineage: Eukaryota; Metazoa; Chordata; Mammalia; Carnivora; Felidae
Gene: GSDME
Product: gasdermin E
Exons: 11
Coding region: 337-1824 (495 amino acids)
Biological process (GO): programmed cell death
Cellular component (GO): cytoplasm
Source: RefSeq, a predicted model, not a curated record